This is a messenger RNA of Nilaparvata lugens (brown planthopper), 2571 nucleotides long. Its product is annotated as interaptin-like. The coding region runs from base 405 to 2099 and encodes 564 amino acids. The transcript is spliced from 2 exons. NCBI's taxonomy places the organism in Eukaryota, Metazoa, Arthropoda, Insecta, Hemiptera, Delphacidae. The record is from RefSeq and is a predicted model, not a curated record.
UCGACUGGGCUAGUAGUAACUAACCUACUUAUAAUCAUUUUCUUUGACUCUGUCUUGAGAAAAAGAGUUGUGAAACAGAUAUUGUCUUUGUUACAGAAGUAUAACAUUAUCCCAGUGCAUGCCUGUUUAUCAAACAAGUCCUUGAUGGUUUAUUUAAGACAUAUGUAAAAAAUUACACCUGAUUUAAAAAAAAUAUAAUAUGCCUAUUAUGGUAACGCUCAAAUCAUAUUAUACAAACAUUUGAAUUUAGCAGUACAAAAGUCAGAUAAAGUACAAAAGUAUUUGAACAAAUUUUCAUGUCCAAAGUGUUUAAAAAGUAUAUUUUUCAUAUAGUGAAUCAAAAUCAUAAGAAAUUAGAAUGAUCAAAAUGUUUUUAGGCAAAUAAGUAACUACAAAAUUGCACAAUGAGCACCAAUAUUUAUUUCUCCUUAAUAUUCUGCAGCUGUUUCGUGAUAAAACUAUGUUCCAGUGAAUCGAUUCCAGCUCUUCUAUUAAAGGAAGAUGUGUUAGGAAAGCUGGGAGCUCCCGGGGAUAUGAUUGGAACAUUUAUCAAUGGAAUAUCUAAGAACAUGAAUGGAACUGUGAAUAUUCCCCUAGUUGUGGACCUUAUGCAAAGCGAAUCAGAUUGGAUGAAACCCACACAGAAAAAGGAUAAAUCAUCAAUGAAUUCAAGAAUCUCAAAAUUCAAAAUGCAUAGUUCAAAUCAAGAAAGAAACGAAGAGAUGACACCUAAAACUCUGUUCGACAGUAGUCUUGGGCAUAAAUCGAAAAGUGAAAAAGAUAUACUGAAUGAGUUGAAGCAAUCACUUGGAAUAAUGAUGAAAAAACCUAGUUUUGAAAAUAGAUAUCAACAAAAACAAAGUUGGAGAACCAAACCUGUCCAGCCAAAAAAUGAAAAGCUUGGAGAAAUUGAUGUAACCGAGGCAAAUGAAGAUUCAAACGAUGAGAAUAAUGAUGAGGACGAUUCUAUUGGAAAUGAAGAGAACAGUCUCAAAGAUCUCCAGACAUUUGAGACACCAAAGUAUACCACUGAACGAUUUCCAUCAACUAAGCGGCGACAAUACACAAGUAACAGGAUUGAAUUGAGAGAGAAAAAUGUAAUAUCCAAUGGUCUGCAUGAUAGGUAUUACAGCGGCCAAUCAAAGUCUCAAAAACUUAAGGGUCAAUCACCGUUCCAGAAAAAGCAUCAUGAAACUAUGAUGUCAAUUGAUGAUAUUCUACAAGUUCUUGACAAAAUUUCUUCAGACAUGAAACAUGAUAAAAAUAUUUACGAUUUCAAAGAAAAUGAUAACAACCAAAUACGUGGAGAUGGGGAACAACAGAUGCUUCUCAAGAAUUUGAAGAACUAUUUCGGACUGAUUGAUUUGAAGGAUAAAUUGGGGUUUGAACCUGUCAGCCCAGGAAUAUUGGAAGAGGAUAGUUUUGAUUCAUUAGAUGAGGAAGGAACUGUAGAUGACUGUAAGAUAAAUUAUGAAGGAGAUUUAGCUAAAUCACGACCACAACUUGAGAAGGAUGAUAAAACAUCAGCCAACAUGGAAACAAAUAAUUUAAAUAGUUUUUACAGAAAUUUAACUGAUAUGUUGAUGAGCUCACAAUCUUCAGGAAAUAUGAACAGCUUGAUAAACUUGAUAAGGAAUAUAGAUAAUUUCCAGAAGUCAUCUCUGAGUUUGCCUUCUAUAUUUGACAGCCAAACUAAUUUGAAAAGUAAUGAAGAUAUGGAAGAUUCUAUUGGUAGUUUGAGUCAGCAUUUGCACAGCUCUGCUCAAUCUAAUGAUAAGAGCGGAUUUACAAAUGAUGCAGAAAUGAUAGGUGAGUUGAAAGAUAAUAAACAAUCAGUUCAAAAUUCAGGUACAUCUAUUAGAAGAGACGUUGCUCUAGAAGAGAAUGAUAAACCUAUUGAUGAUUCAGGAAAAGUAGGCAUGCAAUCUGUCACUACAGGUGACAAUUCGAAAGAUGAACAUUCAGGGAAGAGUAAAAGAGAGGCAGAACAGAGUCCUACUCAAAAUAUUGAAUUGUCACUGACAAAUGAUAAAAGUUUAGAUGCAAAUGAAAAGGCACAUGAAAAAGCAGUAAUUGGAGAGUUGAAUUUGCAUGAAUAACAAUCAUCGAUUUGAGAUUUAUAAUUUAGAACUAUUAAGAAAAGUGGGAUUGGAAGAUAACAAAACAUGGAUGAAUUCCUACAAAUAACAAAAAGAUGAAAUACAUCUUCAUAAAAAUUCAAAUGAUUAGAAUAUUUUAAUUGAAGUAGGAUAUCGAAUCAAAGAUUUGAAUAAAUGAUGGAAUAUUCUACAGAUUGAAUUUUGAUAUUGAUAUUGUUUUCGAAACAAAUUUUUCAAAAGAUACUCAUUGGAUAGACAAUAUAAGAGUCAGAAUUUUCUAUUGCCGUUGAGGAAUACGGUAGUAUAAAAGCAACAGAUCAUCAAUUAUGUGGAAUGGUACGGUGAAAAUAUGUGUAAGGAAAUUGAAAUAAGUUUAAUAUCAAAUUUUGUUAACGAUGACCCGAUGGGAAUAAUCUCUAAUGAAAUCUGCAGAUCUGUUAUUUGGAUAGCAAUAAAUAAUUUAAAAACCAAA